AUGGGAACGAAGCUGUCCGUGUCAAUUGAAGGCGCGACGAAGCCUGAAAUCGCACCUCGUAUCGAUCGCCCACCCACGUUUGAUCCCCAGUACGGUUUCGAAAAGCCUCGAAAGGUGAGAGAGAUGAAAGCGACAUGGGAAGAAAUGGAGCGGUUCAAAUUGAAAGCCGGUCAACGCGAUUAUUGCGCUCACUUGUUAAUUGACCUCAUGAAGUGCCAGGUUUCGAAUGCACCGUUUGCUGGACAUAUGUGUGACGGAGAACGAGGUGCAUGGGACAAAUGCGAAUAUGAUGAUUAUAUUAUGCGCAUCAAGGAAUUUGAACGCGAACGUCGUCUCUUGAUGCGGAAACAGCGCAAGGAGGCCAUGGCAGCAGCAUGA
Molecule: messenger RNA, 378 nt
Organism: Haemonchus placei
Lineage: Eukaryota; Metazoa; Nematoda; Chromadorea; Rhabditida; Trichostrongylidae
Source: the annotation of a GenBank genome assembly